Molecule: messenger RNA, 1101 nt
Organism: Blepharisma stoltei
Lineage: Eukaryota; Ciliophora; Heterotrichea; Heterotrichida; Blepharismidae
Source: the annotation of a GenBank genome assembly
AUGUUGAAAAACGCAUUCAUUGUUUUACUUUUAGUGAACUUUGGUCUUGGUUUACGAACUAAUACAGCUCAAAUAGUUGCAGAAGAUGAUCAAGUUGAAAUUACUCUUACUGUUGAUGAAGAAACCGGAACAGUUUGUGCAAGUUGCAUUAGCAUUGAAGAUGCAGAAUCUUUAAUGACUGGAGAAUCUACCCCUGUAAUUACAGUUGUGGAACCAGAAGAACCAAGUGAACCUUCAACUGAAGAGCCUAGCGAGCCUUCAACUGAAGAACCUAGCGAACCUUCAACUGAAGAACCAACCACUGAGGAACCAACUGAACCCUCAACUGAAGAGCCUGAAGAGCCAACCACUGAGGAACCAACUGAACCUUCAACUGAAGAACCAACUGAACCAACAACUGAAGAGCCUUCAGAACCAACCACAGAAGAGCCUACUGAGCCUUCAACUGAGGAACCAACAACUGGAGAACCAGAAGAACCAACCACUGAGGAACCUGCAGAACCUACUGAACCAACCACUGAGGAACCUACUGAACCAACCACUGAGGAACCUACUGAGCCAACCACUGAGGAACCUGCAGAGCCUACUGAACCUACAACUGAAGAGCCAGCAGAGCCAGAAGAGCCAGCUGAGCCAGAAGAGCCUACAACUGAAGAACCUACUGGAGAAACCGGCGAAGGGGAAGGCACUGUAUCAUGCCCUACCACUAAUCCAACUGAAGCUUUAGCAACAAUUUCUUGGAACAAGAAAAAUGUAAGAGUUUACCAUGCUCAUGAUGGAGUAGUAGAUGAAUGGUGUUAUGACGGCGGUAGUUGGUAUGUUGGUUCAUUCUACGCUGUUGGAAAAACAGUAUCAGCAGUUGCUUGGAACACCGUAAAUAUUAGAGUUUACGUUGGCGAUGGACUCAAUAUUGUUGAAUACUGCUGGGACGGAAAUGGAUGGUAUGUAGGUUCAUUCACAGCUGAAGGAGUUGUUACUGGAUCUACCUCAUGGCUAAAUGGAUCAAGCAUCAUAAUCAAAGUUUACGUUAAAACACAUGCUGGACAUAUUGAAGAGCAUACUUACAGCAAUGGAUGGUCUGUCACAUCAACUAUUGUUUAG